GAUGCUCCUACUGCCAUUCCCGUCCCUACUCGCCGCUCCAUCGCCAUUCCUCGCUCCACUGUCACCACGACAACCACCGUCGUUAACACUGCUCCUACUCGUCGCCCCCUCACGUCUAGGACCGUCAAGGCGGAACGCAUCGAGGAGGCGGAUGAGGAAGAGGCGGAUCGGGUGUUCAAGAAGCGCCGCACUUCAUCGGAGGCACCAGAGGACCAUCAUCAGGUAGAGGCACGGGUGGCGACCACACGACCCGUUGAGGACCAGGAAGCCAUCCUCCGCGCAGAACAGGAGGCUGUUGCUGAGCUUUCCCUACACGUCGAGCAGAUCCAGCGCGAGGAGGAGGCCGACCCUUUUGGCGAUGAAUGGCAAGACCUCGACGCCGAGGAUGCGCAAGACCCGUUGAUGGUCUCCGAGUACGUUGCCGAGAUCUUCGAGUACCUUAAAGAAGUAGAGCGAACGACGAUGCCGAACGCGAAUUACAUGGACAACCAAAAGGACCUCGCAUGGAAGAUGCGCGGCAUCCUUACUGACUGGCUCAUCCAGGUCCACAUGCGCUUCCGUCUUCUCCCCGAGACCCUUUUCCUCGCGGUCAACAUCAUCGACCGCUUCCUCUCCUCUCGUGUGGUCUCCCUCGCUAAGCUCCAGCUCGUCGGGAUCACGUGCAUGUUCGUCGCUGCCAAGGUCGAGGAGAUCGUCGCACCCUCUGCGCAGAACUUCCUUUACUGCGCUGACUCAUCGUAUACCGAAGGCGAGAUCUUGCAGGCCGAGAAGUACAUCCUCAAGACGCUCGAGUGGAGUAUGAACUACCCCAGCCCAAUCCACUUCCUGAGGCGAGUGAGCAAGGCGGACGACUACAACGUCCAGGUACGGACUGUGGCCAAGUACCUGAUGGAGAUCGAGUGUGUCGAGUGGAGGUUGAUUGGAUCGCCGCCGUCGAUGUUGGCUGCCGCGAGUAUCUGGUUGGCGAGAUUGAUCUUGGGAAAGGAGGAGUGGACUCCGAACUUGGCCCACUACUCAUCAUACCCAGAGAGCGCGCUCAUCCCCACCGCGAACAUCAUGCUGAACUACAUCCUGAAACCUAUCCGCCAUAGCUCGUUCUUCAAGAAGUACGCGUCGAAGAAGUACAUGAAGGUCUGUUGUUUUGCUGGUCUAUCUUAUAUUUACAUUUAUUCACUCAUCCCUGUCGGGUGUCUAGGCCAGCACGUUCAUUCGUGA
This is a messenger RNA of Stereum hirsutum FP-91666 SS1, 1215 nucleotides long. Its product is annotated as A/B/D/E cyclin. The record is from RefSeq and is a predicted model, not a curated record. Gene Ontology annotation, cellular component: cytoplasm; nucleus; centrosome. Gene Ontology annotation, molecular function: cyclin-dependent protein serine/threonine kinase regulator activity. The annotation marks the transcript as partial. Gene Ontology annotation, biological process: regulation of cyclin-dependent protein serine/threonine kinase activity; G2/M transition of mitotic cell cycle. Lineage: Eukaryota; Fungi; Basidiomycota; Agaricomycetes; Russulales; Stereaceae. The transcript has 3 exons.